AGUCUGGGAAAGAUAUUCUGAAGGUCACAGAUUCUUUGCAGUGCAGGUGGCAGUUUGCUGCUUUGCAUUGCUGAUGUUGCCUCCUUGCUGACUGACUGAAUAGUGGGUGCCAUCCAAGGCAUGCUGAGUGUCUGCUCCAAGUGAAGCUGUGGCUUUUGAGGCCAUCUGAACAGGAGUUCAACAACUUUUGCUGAAGAAUUAAAACCUUGAUGCUUUUGUUGCAUUUGAGUCAGUCCAGGCUGCAUCCAUGAGUGGAUUCUCCAUCCUUGAGGUUGCAACCUGCCUACAGGUGGAGAACCUGCAGCAUCCUUAACUCCAGGCACUCCUGCACUUAGACCAACCACGAUGGCAGGUCGAGGUGGAGCUGCCCGACCGAAUGGACCGGCUGCUGGGAACAAAAUCUGCCAGUUCAAACUCGUCCUGCUGGGAGAGUCAGCGGUGGGGAAGUCCAGCCUGGUCCUGCGCUUCGUCAAGGGGCAGUUCCACGAGUACCAGGAGAGCACAAUUGGAGCUGCCUUCCUCACACAGACAGUGUGUCUGGAUGACACAACAGUGAAGUUUGAGAUCUGGGACACGGCGGGGCAGGAGCGAUACCACAGCCUGGCCCCCAUGUACUACCGGGGCGCCCAGGCUGCCAUCGUGGUCUACGACAUCACCAACACAGACACAUUUGUACGAGCCAAGAACUGGGUGAAAGAGUUGCAGAGGCAGGCUAGCCCCAAUAUUGUAAUUGCACUAGCAGGAAACAAGGCAGACCUUGCUAACAAGAGAGCUGUGGACUUCCAGGAUGCACAGACAUAUGCAGAUGACAACAGCUUGCUGUUCAUGGAGACGUCAGCGAAGACAGCGAUGAAUGUGAAUGAAAUCUUCAUGGCAAUAGCCAAGAAACUGCCAAAAAACGAACCCCAGAACGCUCCUGGUGGCCCGGGCAGGAAUCGGGUGGUGGACCUUCAGGAGAGCAGCCAGCCCAGCAGAAGCCAGUGCUGCAGCAACUGAGCAGCUGCUGCAGCCCACGAGCCCUUGGAGGAGUGACUGGAACCCACGCUAACGAUCGCACUUACCGUAGGGCGGCCGCUGCCGGCGCCGCCGUGAUUCUCCAUCCCUUUCUGAUCAUAGGCUGGAGGGAGUUCUUCCACCUGCACCUUUCUGUACAAAUACUAAUUCAAUUCUAAGUCUUAAGUCACUUUUUUAAUAUAUGAACUUCUGCUCUUCCCUCUUCCUGGUGGUGGUGGAUGCAGGAGCUGGUGUCUGCCCAGCCAGCGUGGCCGUCCCGCAGGUGAGGCCAGCAGCAGCCAGGUCCCACAGCACUGUAGUUCACUAUGGGAAACAAAGGGAUAUUGGGACACGUGUUUAAGGUUCCCUGUCUGUAAGAGCUGAGGCUGAUCCCGUACGAUGUGCCCAGAACAACCACUAAACUGUAGCAUUAGAGACAAACUCCGGCUCUUGGGCCACUUAUUGACCAAAUCAAUGAUGAGUAUUUGGGGUGGGGCAGAGGGAAGCAAAACUGGUUUCUUCUGUAUUUUGUAUUGUAUGUUUCUCCAUGUAACCAAUCAGUAUCUUGUCAAUAUAGUACAUCCAACGA
Molecule: messenger RNA, 1582 nt
Organism: Zonotrichia leucophrys gambelii
Lineage: Eukaryota; Metazoa; Chordata; Aves; Passeriformes; Passerellidae
Gene: RAB5C
Product: RAB5C, member RAS oncogene family
Exons: 6
Coding region: 346-996 (216 amino acids)
Cellular component (GO): Golgi apparatus; endosome
Molecular function (GO): GTP binding; GTPase activity
Source: RefSeq, a predicted model, not a curated record